AUGCCCAAAGAAAAAUACGAGCCCCCUGACCCUCGGAGGAUGUACACAAUUAUGUCCUCUGAGGAAGCAGCAAAUGGAAAGAAAUCACAUUGGGCAGAACUUGAAAUAAGUGGAAAAGUAAGAAGCUUAAGCUCAUCUUUGUGGUCCCUAACUCACUUGACAGCUUUGCAUCUGAGUGACAAUUCCCUGUCCCGCAUUCCUUCAGACAUUGCCAAGCUUCACAAUCUGGUGUAUCUGGACCUGUCAUCUAAUAAAAUUCGUAGUUUACCUGCAGAACUCGGAAACAUGGUAUCACUCAGGGAACUCCAUUUAAAUAACAACCUGUUACGAGUUCUACCUUUUGAGCUGGGAAAGCUGUUUCAGUUGCAGACUUUAGGCCUGAAAGGAAAUCCACUUACCCAGGAUAUAUUGAACCUCUAUCAGGAACCAGAUGGAACAAGAAGGCUACUGAACUAUUUGCUUGAUAAUUUGGCAGGUACUGCAAAAAGAAUUUCAACAGAUCAGCCACCUCCAAGAUCUUGGAUUAUGUUACAAGAACCAGACAGAACAAGACCAACUGCCUUAUUUUCUGUCAUGUGCUAUAAUGUUCUUUGUGAUAAAUAUGCGACCCGGCAGUUAUACGGCUACUGUCCAUCAUGGGCACUAAAUUGGGACUACAGGAAAAAGGCCAUUAUUCAAGAAAUCUUGGGCUGUAAUGCUGAUAUCAUAAGUCUUCAGGAGGUUGAAACGGAACAGUAUUACAGUUUUUUUCUGGUAGAACUGAAAGAACGAGGCUAUAGUGGAUUCUUCAGUCCUAAGUCUAGAGCUCGGACAAUGUCAGAACAAGAAAGAAAACAUGUUGAUGGCUGUGCAAUAUUCUUCAAGACAGAAAAAUUUACUUUGGUUCAGAAACACACUGUUGAAUUUAAUCAGCUAGCAAUGGCAAAUUCAGAAGGGUCUGAAGCUAUGCUGAACAGAGUCAUGACAAAAGAUAACAUUGGAGUUGCAGUACUGCUAGAACUUCGAAAGGAAUUGAUUGAAAUGUCAUCUGGAAAGACACAUCUUGGAACAGAAAAACAACUUAUUCUUGUGGCUAAUGCUCAUAUGCAUUGGGAUCCUGAAUAUUCUGAUGUGAAGUUGGUACAAACUAUGAUGUUCCUCUCAGAAGUAAAGAACAUUAUUGAUAAAGCCUCUCGAAGCUUCAAGUCCAGUGUAGUGGGAGAAUUUGGAACUAUUCCACUUGUCUUAUGUGCAGAUCUUAAUUCUUUGCCAGACUCUGGUGUGGUAGAAUAUUUGAGCACUGGUGGAGUAGAAACAAAUCAUAAAGAUUUUAAGGAGCUGAGAUAUAACGAAAGUCUUACAAACUUCAGCUGUCAUGGGAAAAAUGGAACGACGAAUGGAAGGAUCACUCACGGUUUCAAGUUGAAGAGUGCCUACGAGAAUGGCCUGAUGCCUUACACAAAUUAUACAUUUGAUUUCAAGGGUAUAAUUGACUACAUCUUCUAUUCUAAACCUCAGCUGAACACUUUAGGCAUUCUGGGACCUCUGGACCACCAUUGGCUACUUGAGAACAAUAUCAGCGGCUGUCCACACCCACUCAUCCCCUCUGACCACUUCUCACUUUUUGCACAACUGGAGCUUUUACUGCCUUUCCUUCCCCAAGUCAACGGCAUUCACCUUCCUGGCAGGAGGUAG
This is a messenger RNA of Orycteropus afer afer, 1674 nucleotides long. RefSeq names its product CCR4-NOT transcription complex subunit 6 (gene CNOT6). Gene Ontology annotation, biological process: nuclear-transcribed mRNA poly(A) tail shortening. Gene Ontology annotation, cellular component: CCR4-NOT complex; cytoplasm; nucleus. The coding region runs from base 1 to 1674 and encodes 557 amino acids. The record is from RefSeq and is a predicted model, not a curated record. The transcript has 11 exons. NCBI's taxonomy places the organism in Eukaryota, Metazoa, Chordata, Mammalia, Tubulidentata, Orycteropodidae. Gene Ontology annotation, molecular function: poly(A)-specific ribonuclease activity; protein binding.